GCGACCUGCAAACUCAAAACAAGCCUGUAAGACAGCAAAACCUCUCCAGGAAAACAUCCAGAAGAGCUCUUGGGAAAGACCUGCCCAGUGUCAGAAAAAUGUCCUGUGCAGUCUUGCUGGAUGGCAACGCCAAACCGAAGUCCAUGAGCCGAGCUAAGCAAUGGACGGAUGAGGUGGAGAACCUCUACAGAUUUCAACAAGCUGGAUACAGGGAUGAGAUGGAAUAUAGGCAAGUCAAACAAACAGAGAUCGACCGGUGGCCAGAAACAGGGUUUGUGAAGAAACUUCAGAGACGAGACAACACAUUUUAUUACUAUAACAGAAAGCGAGAGUGUGAGGACAAAGAAGUCCACAAAGUCAAGGUGUACGCAUACUGACACCACCAGCACUUCUUUUUUCAGUCGUUUCUCCUGCUGCUUUUUUCUUUGCACUUUUUUUUAACAGCAGACAGCAGUCAUUAAUGUCUUAAUCUCAGUAGGUAAUCAUCUGAAUGGUCUGAUGUGAAUAAACUGUAUGCAGCAUG
Colossoma macropomum (tambaqui) is the source of this 523-nucleotide messenger RNA. RefSeq names its product meiosis/spermiogenesis associated 1 (gene meig1). NCBI's taxonomy places the organism in Eukaryota, Metazoa, Chordata, Actinopteri, Characiformes, Serrasalmidae. The record is from RefSeq and is a predicted model, not a curated record. Gene Ontology annotation, cellular component: nucleus. Bases 99 to 377 code for a protein of 92 amino acids. The transcript is spliced from 3 exons.